AUGGCCAUGACGCCGUCCGAACAGAAGCGCAGCUCGACUGGCAGUCGCGUGUUGGGCAUGACGGGCCCAGCAGGCGAGCCCGGCCUGCCACCCUCGCGACCGUCGUCGAUUGCGACUGCCAAUUCGGGCAGCCAGAACAGAUGGUCCCAGGCCAGCCCUGCACGACGAGGCGGCGGCAUGAGCGUCGCCGGCAGUCUAGGACACAGCCGCCCAACCACGUCUGCCAGUAGAACCCAUGUUCCGCUGGCAGCCCACGGCUUCUUUCGCCCCAUGAGCUCGCAGCGUCUUCAACAACAACGCAACCAGCGCCCCAAUUCCCUCCUCGGCCACGGCUCGCUCUAUUCCGACGCUACACACGAAACGGGCAGCAAUCCGUACCGCCAGAGUACAGGCUCUACGCAAACAAUUCGGCACGGCGCCCCAACCCUGGGCCUCCAUCACGAGCUGGACCCGCAGCCUCCGCCGUCGCGCGGCACCGACAUCACCGAUAGAGACAUGCCCGACCGCACCACAGCCAACACCACGCCCACGGGCGCAGAAACAGUGCGCAGUCGAGGCGAGAGCAUCACUCCCCUGCAGCGACCCAGGCCUCAGCACCUGGAUCUCUCCAAUGUUCAUGGCCACGAUCCCGGCAAGCUCCCAACGCCCAGCAAAUCGCCCCGCUCUUUCGGUUCCAGCUUCAUGUUGUCCAGUCGCGACGGACGCUCAGCCCAAAUACGACCCCAUCAAGGACACGAGAAACUCACCUCUGCCGAGUCGUCACCCAGAAUAGCCCGCAAAGAAGCUACUAAGGAGGCAGUCAAGCGGGAGCUCGGCAGGAACUACCAGUACUUCUCUGGCAAUACCGCGUUUUGCUGGGGCGGUAGAUUACAAAAUACCCGCGACCGUCCAGUCAACGUCGCCACGGCAAUCCUCAUCAUCUUACCUGCUGGCCUUUUUUUCGGCUUCUCGGCCCCUUGGCUAUGGACCAACGUUUCUCCAUCGAUACCCAUCCUCUUUGCAUAUUUGCUUCUCGUCUCCAUCUCCUCUUUCCUUCAUGCUUCAGCUUCAGAUCCGGGCAUACUUCCCCGAAAUCUACAUCCAUUCCCCCCUCCUAAUCCUAAUGACGAUCCGCUCAGUCUCGGUCCGCCCACCACUGAGUGGACCAUGGUGGUCUCCGCAACCGGUCUUUUCCUCCUGGGCGCUAGUCUGGCACACAUACUAGUCUGGCGGGCGCAAACUGGAGCAUCCUUUGGCGAGGCCAUCGAUCGAUGGCGUGUACCCUUUGCCAUGUGUAUAUACGGACUCCUCGGGUGGUCAUAUCCCUUCAGUCUUGGCAUAUACCAUCUGUUCCUGGUUGGUAGGGGCGAAACGACACGUGAAUAUUUGAACUCACACAAGUUCCUCAAAAAGGAUCGGCAUAGGCCCUUCACGCAGGGCUCCGCGUUAAAAAACUGGGUUGCUGUAUUACAGCGACCACGCCCACCGACCUAUCUCCAUUUCAAGAGAAAGUACGAGGAGGGCGACCAAAGGUUUGGCUCGCGCAAAGACAAACGGACUGCGCCUCUAGUGCCAGAGCAACAGGGCGGCGGGGUGGAGAUGCAGGAUGUUAGUGGGUCUGGGGCAUUCCAGGGCCCAGCCAGUAGGUCAGGACGUGACGCUGCAGACGCGACUGUGGCAUGA
Alternaria hordeiaustralica is the source of this 1662-nucleotide messenger RNA. RefSeq lists its product as uncharacterized. The record is from RefSeq and is a predicted model, not a curated record. Lineage: Eukaryota; Fungi; Ascomycota; Dothideomycetes; Pleosporales; Pleosporaceae. The transcript has 4 exons. The coding region runs from base 1 to 1662 and encodes 553 amino acids.